CGUGUACACACACGCCACUAUAACGCCGUCGCCGCCGAUCAGUGUGUGUCUCGAGGGCUAUGCCGUGACAUGAACACCGGCGAAUCGUACAAGGUGCUCGUGCUGGGCGACUCGAACGUCGGCAAAACAUGUCUGAUGCACAGGUUCUGCGACGAGACGUAUUACGACACGUACAUAUCGACCAUAGGAGUCGAUUACAAACAGAAGAUAAUUCAAUUGGACGAAAAGCCGGUAAAGUUACAAAUAUGGGACACUGCCGGGCAAGAGCGUUUCCGAACACUGACUACGGCCUACUAUCGAGGCGCAAUGGGCAUAUUACUUGUUUAUGACGUCACGAAUUUGGAUUCAUUCGACCAUUUGACGUACUGGUUGAAGAAUAUUCAAGAGAACGCUUCGCCGGAUGUUAUUAAAGUUUUGGCAGGUAACAAAUGUGACAACGAGACAGUAAGAGCCGUGGACAAAGCAGACGGUGAAAAAAUAGCGGAAUGCUACGAUAUGCCGUUUUUCGAAGUCUCGUGUAAAAUGGACGUCAAUGUGGAAGAAGCGUUUCAGGCAUUGGCUAAAAUGAUCAAAGAACGUUCCAAAUACUCGGGAGCGUUCGGGCUAAGAGACGAAACACCGAGGGAAAAAUGUUCACCACUUUUCGAAAAAGCUUUUGCCGAAUCCACACGGAAGUGCAGUUCCUGUUAAUGUCCAUAAAUUUAAUAAUAAUAAUAAUCAUAAAAGUUUAGCUGUUUUUAAUUUCAUGAAAAAUCCUAAAGCCUAUUAUAAUAAUACACGUGUUGGCUUAUAUCGCGCCUAUCUGACGUCGAGAAAUUAAACUAACAUACUUUAACGACGGAACAUAAAUGUGGUUAAUUAUUAGUGAUUACUAUAAUACAAAUAGUAAAUACAUAAUAUAAUACGCAUAAUAUUAUAACGUUAUUACAGUAUUGAAAUAAAUAUACUUAAAUAAUACGUAA
Messenger RNA from Rhopalosiphum padi (bird cherry-oat aphid), 962 nucleotides. Its product is annotated as ras-related protein Rab-13-like. The transcript is spliced from 6 exons. The record is from RefSeq and is a predicted model, not a curated record. Gene Ontology annotation, molecular function: GTP binding; GTPase activity. NCBI's taxonomy places the organism in Eukaryota, Metazoa, Arthropoda, Insecta, Hemiptera, Aphididae. The coding region runs from base 70 to 690 and encodes 206 amino acids.